Messenger RNA from Patiria miniata (bat star), 1615 nucleotides. RefSeq lists its product as uncharacterized. Bases 51 to 1457 code for a protein of 468 amino acids. Lineage: Eukaryota; Metazoa; Echinodermata; Asteroidea; Valvatida; Asterinidae. The record is from RefSeq and is a predicted model, not a curated record. The transcript has 8 exons.
AAGCACCUGUGAUCGACAAUUGUCCUUCGAAUGUAAGGACCAACAACGCUAUGGUAACCUGGACUCCAGAUCCUACAGCUACUGACGAUGAUGGUACCACUCCAGAAGUAAUCUGCUUUCCAGCCGCUGGUAGUUCAUUUCCAGUCGAUGAGACAACAAAUGUUGAAUGUAACGCGAGUGAUGCUGCUGGAAAUGAGGCCAUCUGCACUUUUAAUGUAACUGUAGAUCAACAAGCACCUGUGAUCGACAAUUGUCCUUCGAAUGUAAGGACCAACAACGCUGUGGUAACCUGGACGCCAGAUCCUACAGCUACUGACAAUGAUGGGACCACACCUGCAGUAUCCUGCAUUCCAGCCGCUGGCAGUUCAUUUCCAAUCGAUGCAACUACAAUUGUUGUUUGUAACGCAAUUGAUGCUGCUGGAAAUGAGGCCAUCUGCACUUUUAAUGUCGCUGUAGAUCAACAAGCACCUGUGAUCAACAGUUGCCCUUUGGAUGUAAGGACUGAAAACGCUACAGUCACCUGGACACCAGAUCCUACAGCUACUGAUGAUGAUGGGACCACUCCUGAAGUAACCUGCUUUCCAGCCGCUGGUCGUUCAUUUCCCGUUGAUGUCACUUCAAUUGUUGUUUGUAACGCGAGUGAUGCUGCCGGAAAUGAGGCGGAGUGCAUUUUUACUGUAACAGUCGAUCCCAAAGUUGUUGUUGUUUCCAUGCCGAUAAAUGAAACUAAUGGAUUAGAUGUUCCUUUCAUCGAAGCUUAUAACGACAUCACUAGUCCAGAGUCGCGAACGCUGUGCCUGCCUGUUGAAACGGCCAUGUUGAAAGCUUUAAGCCCCGAGCUUGCUUCAAUUGUGACGGCCAAGUGUAAAGCCAUCUACCAAGGCAGCAUUAUCGUGGACGUGCGCCUGGUUUUCAGUCCUGAAGCUAAUAAUAGCGCGCCUCUAGGUAGCGCUGUGCAGGGGGUCCUACAAAACGUCAUCACAGAAGGCACAUUUGGAGCCGGUGGGGGUAUUACCUAUACCAUCAAUCCAGAAUUGGUGAUCGCACAAUCGGAGUCGAUCACGUGCCCUACCGACUAUUGCCAAAAUGGCGGGGAAUGUCUGCGGGAAGGAGCAGUGCCAAGGGUCCAGUUCUCCUGCAAUUGUUCUGCUGGAUUCACCGGUGAUGUUUGCCAGACAUCAAUAAAAGGUACUCCCCUUGCCGCCAUUCUGAUCCCGGUAAUAGCUCUCGUCUGCCUACUUGUGAUAAUUGGGGUCUGCACGAUGACAAAAGCUGGGUACAAACACUCGAAGCAACCCUCGGCACCCCCGGAACUAAACCUGAUGGAGUAUGACACAGGGGAGCGUCUGUACCGCACAUAUCACGGCAGGUCUACUCACGAGUCACGGUUCUCUCAUCUCGGCGGACGACUGGCGGUCAAUCAUCUCGCUUACAUCAAUCGACAGGAGAAUUUUUAAGCGCGUGUUCCCAUCCAAACAAUGUUCUCUUAUGCUAUGUCACAGGAGAGAUUAGUAGAAUCCACUGAAUUAUUGGCAGAGGGUUUGACAUGGGCGUCGCCAGGAUUUUUUCUAGAGGGGGGCAACAUUUUUUUUGCCAAAAAAUGCUUGUAUUUCUC